Molecule: messenger RNA, 3780 nt
Organism: Pristis pectinata (smalltooth sawfish)
Lineage: Eukaryota; Metazoa; Chordata; Chondrichthyes; Rhinopristiformes; Pristidae
Product: sodium/hydrogen exchanger 2-like
Exons: 12
Coding region: 28-2430 (800 amino acids)
Biological process (GO): regulation of pH; sodium ion transport; proton transmembrane transport
Cellular component (GO): membrane
Molecular function (GO): sodium:proton antiporter activity
Source: RefSeq, a predicted model, not a curated record
ACAAGCUGUUCAAUCGCUCCGCUCAUCAUGUCCCGUUGCAGGCUUUGGGUUGGCAUCUUAUUGUUCCAACUUUUAUCCCGGGCCCCGCUCUUUGCUGAAACUGUACUGGAUCCGAAAGCUGCGGCGCAGAACAACGACAGUGGGCACUGGGACUCGAUAGCUUCCAGCCAGCCCGAGUCCAAAGCUAUGCAGCCGGUGUGGGAACCCGAGGAGAAUGAGAGUACAGGCGCCGCCACACUUAAGAUCUUCUCCAUUGAAUAUCACCACGUCCAGGUCCCCUUUGAGAUAACACUAUGGAUUAUGUUAGCAUCGCUGGCAAAAAUAGGUUUUCAUCUCUACAUCAAACUUCCUUCAAUUGUGCCUGAAAGCUGCCUGCUCAUAAUUGUGGGCCUGAUAAUGGGAGGAAUAAUCUAUGGAGUGAAUGAAAGGUCUGCACCUGUUAUGAGCACCGAUGUCUUCUUCCUUUACCUGCUGCCACCCAUCGUACUGGACGCAGGCUAUUUUAUGCCAAGUCGGCCUUUUUUUGAGAACAUUGGAACGAUCCUUUGGUAUGCAGUUGUGGGAACCAUGUGGAAUGUUUUUGGAAUUGGCUUGUCCCUCUAUGGGAUUUGCCAGAUUGAAUCGUUUGGCCUGAAGGAUAUUUCCCUUCUCUACAACCUGUUGUUUGGCAGCUUGAUUGCGGCAGUGGAUCCAGUGGCAGUCCUAUCUGUAUUUGAAGAGAUUCACGUAAACGAGCAGCUGCACAUUCUAGUUUUUGGUGAAUCACUGCUCAAUGAUGCUAUCACGGUGGUGUUAUACAAAUUGUUUAAGACUUUCUGCACCAUGCCCUCGAUUGGAGUGUCUGAUAUUUUGAUUGGAAUUAUUAAGUUCUUUCUUGUGGGAUUCGGAGGUUUACUUGUGGGCGUUAUUUAUGGAGUCAUUGCAGCCCUUACCACUCGCUUCACAGAGAAUAUCCGCGUGAUUGAACCUCUAUUCGUAUUCUUGUACAGCUAUUUGUCAUAUUUGACUGCCGAAAUGUUGCACUUCUCUGGCAUUGUGGCAAUAAUAGCUUGUUCAAUGAGUAUGAAACGAUAUGUGGAGGCUAAUAUUUCUCAGAAGUCUCACACUACAAUCAAAUACUUCAUGAAGAUGUGGAGCAGUGUGAGUGAGACCCUCAUCUUUAUUUUCCUCGGUGUUUCUACUAUUGGGGACAAGCACGAGUGGAGCUGGCCCUAUGUAUGUUUCACAAUGCUAUUUUGCCUUGUCUGGAGAGCUGUUGGAGUCAUUUUCCUGACAUUUAUUGUGAAUAAGUUCCGUGUGAAUAUGGUAACAAGGAAGGACCAGUUCAUCAUAGCCUAUGGUGGAUUGCGGGGGGCAAUAUGUUUCUCCCUUGUUUUCUUACUUCCAAACUUCCCUCAGAAGAAACUUUUCACCACCGCCACAAUAGUCGUAAUCUUUUUCACAGUCUUUGUUCAGGGCAUGACAAUUAAACCACUGGUUGAGUUACUGGAAGUUAAAAGAACAAGCCAAGCCCCUCCAACUGUCAGUGAGCAGAUUCACAUCCGGUUCUUGGACCAUUUGUUGGCAGGAAUCGAGGACAUCUGUGGACAUUGGGGCCAAUAUUACUGGAAAGACAGAUUUGAAAAUUUCAACAACAAAUAUCUGAACAAGAUCUUUAUCAGAGAGGAACACCUUUCCAAAUCCAGCAUUGUUGUUUUAUACCAGAAGCUGGAGAAGAAACACGCCAUUGAGCUGGCUGAGGCAGGUCAGCUGGCAGGUGCACCAUCCCUGGCCUCUCUCCACGGUGAGAAAACAAUGGAAGUAUCCAAAAGCCCAGUGCCUCCAGAAGAACUUGAUAACAUCCAGGAGCUCUUGAUAAGAAACCUUUAUCGAAUUAGGCAAACGAUGCAGUCCUACAGCAGACACACCUUGCCCCAAGGGAAAAACUCAAACCAGGCGAAAGAGAUUUUUCUGCGCCGUCAAGAGAGUUUACUGAAAGAUGAUGUUAUUCUAAAUCCUGUAAAGAGGAGGUCGGUUUGUUUAGCUGAUGAGUCACAAAAGAAAGGCAAACUAGCUCGAUCCCUUACAGUUGGUGGAUAUGGAGGGAGUAAAAACAGUUCAGAGGAUCAACGUCUAAAGUUACCCAAGUCCAUUUCAGUGACACCUCAGCAGCCCAGCACCACAGAGUGGAUCAAUGAGGAGGAAUCAGAGAACCUACAGAGUUCUGAUGAAAAGGAAAUAAAUCAGAUAGGAAGGGAUCAGAAUGAAAUUAACAUGGAAAACAAAAAGUCUGGGCUAAAAUUAAAGCUCAGAUUUGCUCCUCAGACUACAAUUGAAAAUGGAUUGUCACAGAAUGAAAUCAGCAAUGGUAGGAGACUGCCCCAUGCACCUCCAUUAACCCGACAGUUUUCUGAGCAAAUCAGUGACAGAGAGCCAACACAGAAUGAAUAAAAGAGAAUGUAACAUUGAUUCAAGAGUUGAUGUGAGUAUUCUACAUUCAACCUUACCUUAAAAACAGUCGCUUUUCUAUAUAGGAUUUUCUAGCAUUACAUUACACUGUUGGCAAUUAGUGGACUAGUGUCACUAGCUCUCUCUCUGGAACGGCAAGGCAGAGUCAACUGUACAGUAGCUGGCAUAUUGGCUCAUACAACUGAAACUCAUUCAGUGGAUAAAAUUAUUUUAAUAAUCAAACUAAUAUCUGUAUAACAUCAUGAUGAAUAUAAGUUUCAAAAUGCAUGGCCAAAAAGCAGUUAACUGGAAACAACUCUUUAUGAUACAAAUAUCUGUAAGACAUUACUUUGCAUGCUGCUUUAAUAAAGAUCAUAAUAUAGGGUAACAACAUAAUUAAAAUGAACGUUAAAAGGAAGUCACAUUAAGACAUUGGCAUUGAAAUCUAUUCUUGGUCACUUGUGCAUUAUAAUCCACUUAGAAAGGUUUAUUUAAUUGGUUCUAGUCAAACUACAUUUCCAAAGUGAAGUGGAAAGGACAGGCAUUAAAACAUUGCAUAGGCAAAGCAGAAGGACUUUCUACCUUUUCAAGUCUUUAUGCACAAAUACCAUCAAUUUCCAACUUCCAGGCUAAUGGCUCUCCAGUUUUGUAAACUGCCAUUUACCGUUUGAAAAUCUUAUCACCAUAAACUUCCAAUAGUAAGGGAGAAGUUAUAUCUCACCACUUUAAUCAGUUGGUGUAGCAAAUAUGCUGUACAAUUAGUCAUUAUUACCUUGUCUGAGCCUGCUUGAAACUUUGUAGAGGCAAUUAAAUAAAUGUGAUUGCAAAUGGCUUCACUCAUCCAGAUGUCCAAGGCUUUCAUCUAUUGACAUUAUCUCACAAAGAGGAUGAAUUCUUAAGUUCCUACAGUGAGGCUGUCAGAUUCCAAAUCAAUCUGAUGAGCUGCCACACUAUGAACAUGAAGCAUUGUGCACUUUAUAAAUGUAAUGACAAGUCUGGGACAGAGGUAACAUCCUCUCUAAUAUUUGUUGUAUAUAUAUCUCGUUCACAUUACUGUUCUUGGACUAUUGAACACUACAACUCUGAUUCAAAUAUGCCUUCCAUCUUGUGGACUUCCCUGCUGAAAAGCAUUUUGAAAGUGGAAGGUAGUGCAAUAUUAAACAUUUGUAUAUCAUCUCAUGUACUAAUGUGUUAUAAUGUAACUAUGUACUGUAUAUAUAACAUACCAUAUGGUAUUGUAACUGUAUUGUACAUAUAGCUGAUUUAUCACAAGCUUUUAAUUAAUUGUAUGUAUUGUAUAUAUAGAUAUCUGAUAACUGGCUAGAGAUCCAUUUUGUUGUUGUGAGAAAUAAA